Lycium ferocissimum is the source of this 1246-nucleotide messenger RNA. RefSeq lists its product as uncharacterized. Gene Ontology annotation, molecular function: mRNA binding. The coding region runs from base 95 to 1039 and encodes 314 amino acids. Lineage: Eukaryota; Viridiplantae; Streptophyta; Magnoliopsida; Solanales; Solanaceae. The transcript has 10 exons. The record is from RefSeq and is a predicted model, not a curated record.
CCGGACUAAAACACAGCAACAGUACAGCAACACGGAGCACAAAAUAUAGGGCAAAAUCCAACGCACAGAUUAAUCCGUGUAGUGUUAAUUCUCCAUGGACGAAAUAGGCCAAUACUAUCAUCAAUACCCCUAUUAUCAAACACCACCACCACCAGUAGUCCCUCCUCCUCCACCUGGCACCACACUUCACGCGCCGCCGCCGCCUGUGGUGGUCCAGCCACUUCCUAUUCCACAAUACCAUCAGCAGCCACCUGUCCCUGUAUAUUAUACUCAGCACUCGGACAACGAUGUUAGAACACUCUUCAUUGCAGGGCUACCUGAAGAUGUAAAGCCUCGUGAAAUUUACAACCUUUUUCGAGAAUUCGCAGGCUAUGAAUCUUCUCAUCUCCGUAGCCAAACUUCUAGUAAUUUACAGCCAUUUGCAUUUGCCGUCUUUGCAGAUCAGCAUUCAGCACUUAUGGCGAUGUAUGAACUGAAUGGAAUGGUUUUUGACUUUGAGAAGGACUCAAAAUUGUACAUUGAGCUUGCUAAAUCAAAUUCAAGGUCAAAGAGGUUACGGCCAGAUGAUGGAAGGCCUGUAUCAGAGAAGAGGAUUAAAGGUUCUGCUGCUAUUUCUAAAGACAGUGGUUCUGCAGGUUUUGGCAGCAUUCACAUGCCUGGAAUGGGUAAUUCUGCUCACAACACGAUUGGUUAUCCACCUACACAAAGUCAGGGAAAGUUUGAUGGUAGAUUUGGGAAUCAAGCUGCUUCUAAAAUGGCAGCUGAUCCAUGUCCAACACUCUUCGUUGCUAAUCUGGGCCAAAGUUGUACCGAGCAAGAGCUAAUUCAAGUAUUUUCAAGAUGUCGGGGAUUUUUAAAGUUGAAGAUGCAGAGUACAUAUGGAGCUCCUGUUGCGUUUGUCGACUUUCAGGACACUGCCAGCUCAACUGAGGCACUGAGUCAUCUUCAAGGGAAAAUUCUUUACUCUUCCUCUGGAGAGGGCAUGCGACUGGAAUAUGCAAAAUCGCGGAUGGGAAUGCGAAGUAAGAAGUCGAGGUAAAUACUUGUGGACCACAGUAAAGAUCCGGUGGAGCAAUGCCAUUAACAAAUAACAAUGUGUCAUUUGCUUGGUUGUGUAUGGACAAUAGGUUAAAUUAUCACUUGUUCACAUGUAAUGUUCUUCAAUUUUUCCUUUAGUUUGGAGAUUGCUACAGUUUGUUUCCUUUGUCUAACGUAAAAUGUGCUAGUUCUUUUUUUCCUUUUGCUG